GUCAACACAGAGUGCUGUAACAGCUUUAUUACCAUGCACCAUUUGAGCUUCAUGUGUACAUGGAAUAAACAAGUUACUGUCGAUUUCUUCUUCAUCACUAUCAUCACUAUUUUUACUCUUUUCAGCAAUUUUUUCCUCUUUUUGUAUUACUAAAUUUGCAGGCACUGGAGGACCAAUAAAAUCAUCCUCGCUAUCAUCUUCACUGUCAGGUACUUUUUCCUCUUCAGGCUGUUUGGUUAUUUCCUUAGCGGUUGCCUUUACCUGUGCAAUCAUUUCUUUAAUGUCAAAAGAUUUUGCUUUCUUACCAAAAUUGCUAAUACCCAUAACGUUUUUCAUUUGCUGGGAUUCUGUAUCGUCUUCUAAUACUUGUAUUGCUUGAGGGGGACCGAAUGUUCCAAAUGUGCCAGUUGCCUCAAUUUUAUCGGAGUUCUGACUAAAAUUGGCACUAAUCUUGCCAAAGCUAAUUUUUUUAUUCAUUUUGUUUCUUUAAAAGUUAAAACAAACUGAAUUAAACAUUUCCAGUUCACUCACAGGUCACAGGUCCGUAUUUAUAAUUUUAUAAACAAAACUCAGCUGAGUCGUCCUUGAACGAAAAUCGAAUUUCAGUUAUAUCGCGUGAAUGUACAUAACAGUUACAGGUUCUGUUUAUAAAUACGGACCUCAGUCCUCAGUUCAUUAUUCACAAAACUCAGCAACUUUUUAGAAUGUCUGAAAUAUAAAAAGAGCAGUGUCCAGUGAUCAAUCAAAAAUAAAAAAAGAAGUUUCUCUUCUUUUAUAAGUAGUUCAAUUUAAGCCUAUUGUGUAUAAUCCAUAAAAUACUUUUUAACUAUUGACCACGUGGAAAGUUUAAAAAUAAACACGUCUGCCGACGUUUGUGUGUCAGUUUGAGGGUCGGUCGGGGGUGCUGUAAUCAUCAAAUCUCUCAGACAUCCGGUGGGUUAUACAUUUAAAAAAAUGUCUGAAAAUAGCGAAGACACAAUAAAAGCCUUUAUGACUUUAGGUUUAAGCGAACAAAAAGCAAAAGAAACCUUAAAAAAUGUUACCGUUACCAAUACUCUUCAAACAAUACUGCACGAAGUUCGAGGUGUAAACUUAUCAGAGGGAACUGGCAUUCUAUUAUACCAACUUGGAACUAAGACAAAGCCACAAAUUAUUCACCAUUUGCCUACUUUGGUUAAAUAUAUAGCUUCCAACAAAUUAGAUACAACUUUAAGAGUAGAUAAAGCCAUAGAAUUUGCACUUUCUCAUAUAAAUAAUUUAAAUACCAGUGAAUUGGAAACUUUUUGUGGUGUUGGAAUUAUUGUAACCCCUGAAGAAAUUCAAAAGGUAGUUGAGAAGCAGUUAAAUGCUAACAAAGAUGAAUUGCUUGAGAAAAGAUAUAAGUACAACACAGGACCACUUAUGCAAAAAGUUAGAUCAGAAUUAGUGUGGGCUGAUGGCAAAGCUGUAAAAAAUGAGAUUGAUGUUCAGGUCUUCAAUCUCUUAGGGCCAAAAACUGAAGCUGAUUUAGCACCUGUUCCAAAAGUGGGAAAAGCACCUAAAGUUACCAAUAGUGAUUCAAAACCAAAACUAGACAUUAACAAAUCUGAUCAAGUAUCAGUUCAGAGUCUCAACAUCCAAGAUGUUAUGAAAAAAGUAAACUUCCAUGCACCUGGAGAAAAUUAUAAAACUGAUGGUUAUGUUGUUACUGAACACACUGAUAAUUUAUUGAAACAACAUCUCAAACUUACAGGUGGCCAGGUAAGAACUAGGUUUCCUCCUGAACCUAAUGGUAUACUUCACAUAGGUCAUGCUAAAGCCAUCAAUAUCAACUUUGGUUAUGCUGCAGCCAAUAAUGGUAUUUGUUUUCUGAGAUAUGAUGAUACAAAUCCUGAGAAGGAGGAAGAAAAAUUCUUUACCGGCAUUAAAGACAUGGUUUCUUGGUUAGGUUAUUCUCCAUAUAAAAUUACUCACUCUUCCGACUAUUUUGACCAAUUGUAUGAAUGGGCUGUGGAAUUAAUAAAAAAAGGCUUGGCUUAUGUUUGUCACCAGACAGCUGAUGAAAUGAAAGGGUUCAAUCCAGAACCCUCACCAUGGAGAGACCGACCUACUGCCGAAAGUCUUCAAUUGUUUGAGGACAUGAAAAUUGGUAAGAUAGAUGAGGGCGCAGCGACUUUGAGAAUGAAAAUCACUUUAGAGGAAGGUAAACUUGAUCCUGUAGCUUACAGGGUACGAUUUACACCUCAUCACAGGACUGGAGAUAAGUGGUGUAUUUACCCUACAUACGAUUACACCCACUGUCUCUGUGACAGCAUUGAACAUAUCACACAUUCAUUGUGUACUAAAGAAUUUCAAUCAAGGAGAUCUAGUUACUAUUGGCUCUGCAAUGCUUUAAAUAUUUACUGCCCUGUCCAGUGGGAAUAUGGUCGCUUAAAUGUAAAUUAUACAGUUGUGUCCAAAAGAAAAAUAGCAAAACUAAUAGAUGAAAAAAUUGUGAAAGAUUGGGAUGAUCCAAGGUUGUACACCCUGACCGCGUUGAGAAGACGUGGCUUCCCCUCAGAAGCCAUAAAUAACUUCUGUGCUCAAUUAGGAGUCACAGGAGCACAGAGUACUGUAGAUCCAUCCAUGUUAGAAGCGUUUGUUAGAGAUUACCUAAAUAAUGCAGCCCCCAGACGUAUGGUUGUAUUGGAACCUCUUAAGAUUACUAUAGAAAAUCUACCCAAUGAUAAACCGAUAACUGUGUCUGUACCCAAUUUUCCGUCUAAACCUGAAUUAGGAAAUCACAAUGUUACGUUGGAAAACACAAUUUAUAUUGAAAGCAGUGACUUUAUGGAGGUUGGAGACAAGGGCUAUCGUCGUUUGACAAAGACACAACCGGUUGGUAUGCGUCAUGCCGGUUUUGUUUUAGAAGUAACUGGAAUCAAAAAGAACAAUUCGACCAUAAUAGAAGUAAUUUGUAAAUGUACGGAAGUAGAUAAAGUUAAAACUAAGCCCAAAGCUUUCAUCCAUUGGGUCAGCGACCCACAAGAAAUCGAAAUUCGUCUUUAUUCCUCUCUGUUUAAACAUAAGAACCCGGAAGAUCCCAAUGAAGUCCCCGGUGGAUUUAUUUCGGAUUGCGAUAAAGAUUCUUUGAGGAUUUUGAAAGGUUUUGCUGAUAAAUCUUUAUUGGACGCUAAAAUUUGGGAUAAGUUCCAAUUUGAGAGGAUUGGUUUUUUCUCGGUUGAUCCUGAUACAAAUGACCAAAAACUCGUUAUCAACCAAACUGUUGGAUUAAAGGAAGAUGCAGGCAAAUGAUUUGAAUAAUAGAUACUUAGGGGUAUUUUUGCUUUUAAUAAACUUUAAUUUGUAUUUAUGUAUUUCCUUUUAUAAAAAUCACAAUGUAAUGACUUUUUAUAAAAAAAUAAAAGAUUAAAUUUGAGCUUUAAAUCAGAGAAUCAACUUGUUUUCUAUUUUAACACGAAUAAAAACAAUAAUUAAAACAACUUUUAACGAAAGUAUUAUUUUGUUUUAAUACACUUCCUGAGUAUUUGAAAAUGAAUUUAGUGGAAAGGAAGUAUGAGUAAAAAAUAUGUUUAAGAAAUAUAGCCAUUUUAAUUAUAAAUAAAUCAAGUAAUAAUUAUUAGUACCAUUACAGGAAUGAACGAGGUACACCCAAAACCAUAUUAAUUCGAUAUUGAAAUUCAUUCGCUAUAGACCCACCAGUCCUUUUCGUAACCUUCAUGGACAUGGUCGAGUAACGCCAUCCUCCUUCCAUCACAGUAUCUAUAUUUAUCUUGCACCUUUUGUUUUAUAUCUAUUAAAUUUUCUUGUGUAAUAUCUCUCUCAAGAUACUCACUCAAGAGCUCUGUGGCCCUUUCAAGAUCUUUUUGGUUAUCUUCAAAUAUCACAGACUGAUUGUUUUUCUUUAAGUAGUAAGCAAACACGUAGGUGUACAUUAACGUUUGCCGACAUUGACAAAGUAUAUCUACAGCCUUUUUUAGAAACUGUACUUCUAUCCAACUCAUAUUGUGUUGCUGCAUCUCUUCCAUUUUAUCUUUAACCGACGCGUACAGUUUAUGUUCAAACUUUAAAGAUUGCAUGUGAUUCAUGUACCUAUUGCAGUAAAACAAGUAUCUUUGUAAAGCUGCUCGGGAUUUUUCCUGUGCAUCUCUAGCAGCUUUCGCCUCAUCUUCAUCAUACCUG
Messenger RNA from Psylliodes chrysocephalus, 4161 nucleotides. The record is from the annotation of a GenBank genome assembly. Lineage: Eukaryota; Metazoa; Arthropoda; Insecta; Coleoptera; Chrysomelidae.